Paramuricea clavata is the source of this 2479-nucleotide messenger RNA. The record is from the annotation of a GenBank genome assembly. NCBI's taxonomy places the organism in Eukaryota, Metazoa, Cnidaria, Anthozoa, Malacalcyonacea, Plexauridae.
AUGUUUAGGUUACGUUUAAUCUUAGUAUUUCUUGUGGCGUUGCUGGUGUUUUCCUUUUUUCUUUUGUUGAAUUAUUUUGCGGAAGAAGAGCGAACGACUAAACGAUACUUUUCUGAGUACAAACUAGAAUUUAAAACUGCGAAUGAAGAGCUAGGAUUGAUUAAACAUGGAAUUGAAAGCAUAAGAAAUGACAUCGGAGAGUUGAAAAGACAACGCAGUCCUCGAGUAGAAUUUAAGAAAAGGACUAAAAUUUUACCAAAAUGGAUCGAGCGUUUUGCAACGCCACAUUGGUCCGAGUUCAGACCGUGGCGUGGAGUAUUCGUGUUCUUUGUCACCUACCGUUAUUCGUAUCUUAGAAAAUGUCUGGAAUCAAUCGCGUUCGCUUCGGCAGAUAUCGACAAGUCUUCGGUUUGCAUAUUCGCGCUGGACCGGACGCCGGUGACUACGGAUCGCGAAGUCAAUGAAACGUUGGAAAUUAUAAGGAAUGUAACGUUUUGUAAAGUUGUUGUGUGGAAGAUCGAGGGAAGGAGCAAGGAAAAGAAUUAUGCUUUGAGGUUAAAAGGGCAUUGGUGGUUUGUGUUGGAGAGCGUUUUUAACGCUACGAUAAGCGGUAUGUAUACCAUGGGUGGUCUCAGUAAGCGAGAUGUUCAUGGUCUCGGUAAGCUAGAAAAAUAUUGUUCAUGGUCUCAGUAAGCGUUUAUAUUACAGAUGGUGCAUGGUCAACUACAGAAAUACUGACACUUGUUAGAGAGUGUCCCUUUACGGCGUGGGUAAAAAGUCGUGUGUCGUGGGUAACGUCGUGGACAAAUGUGACUAAGCGUUUAUACUAUUAAACCUUUAGAAUUAUCUGCAUGCGAUUUUAGCAUAUUUUACGGCCUACUACUUUACACUCGACUUUUCACUCAUGGCAUAAAGGGACACUCCUUGUUAGAUAAAUUUGACUAACGUUUCUUUAUAUCCAAUUCACAUGCCUAAUUAUCAUUGUUCUAGUAUACCAUCUGCUGUACGAUGCCACGAUAGUGCUCAGUGAAGCCCACCAAUAAGGAGUCCAUUUUCUUUUAUGUUUUUGAUAACAAAAAGCUAACCGUAACGACCUACUCUUUUUGCACCUACAGGCAGCUCGUUCGAUGGUUUGUUGCUGGGUUACAAGCACGAUAUCUUAUUUGUCGAAGAGGACACUGUUCUAUCACCAGACUUCAUGAAGGUCACGUGGUAUGCAAGCGAAGUGAAGCGACGUAAUGCUGACGUCAUACAGUUCGCGCUGGGAGGGUGGUCUGGGGAGAAUAUGAUCAAUGCACAUCCGGACACGUUCACCGUGCGCACUGCGCGCGUUCUGCGUGGAAUCGCGUAUGGUAUCAACCAAUCAACUUGGCUGUAUUUUAAAACCCUCGAGAGUGACUAUUAUGCUGAUAAACAACAUGACUGGUGCGAGUCCAUGGGAUUGGUACUUGGGAAACAUAACAACGAUACUGGCUUUAAGAUAGUUGUACCCACUCUAAGUCGUAUUUGGCAUAUAGGUGAGUUGAGGUGUGGUUAGUGAAGUAACUUUGAUAUUGGACAGCUCUACCGGAUCUAAACUAUCCUUCCCAGAGGUCCAUGAGUUGGAAUUGUGGCGUUAGCAGUUUACACGCCAGAAUGAUGAGAUUUGACAUUAACUACGGCAUUCACGAUUUCUAUUUAUUUUUCACCCUGCUCGGUUUCCUUUGUUCUUAUCGGGGAAUAUAUUCCCCUCUAAUCAAUAUCCGUUUAAUAACCCCCUCUAAUAUUCACCUGUAAUGUCUUUGCAGCACAAAAAAUGAGAAAAACCUACAUAACGAAGGCAAUAUGGCAUUAAGAAUUGUUUCUAUUCUGACUCAUUAACGCGACCUCGCAAUGUGAAGAAUAAGUACGUUAUUUUGAGGCACCUUGAAUAAAUCACAUAUCCCCUCGUUUCCUCAAAAUAACCUAUACAUGCACAAAUUUCCAUGUCAGUGGAUACGAUCAACUGCGCUUUACAUCAAGUAUUAUACGUUCACCUAAUUACAUACUUAUCCUAGAUAAUUACAUACUUAUCCUAUACUUUAUAACAAUUGUGAUAUUACUUUCUUAACUGUGUUUAUCGUAACCCACCCUGUCAACUUUCCCUGUGAGAGAAAACCAGAAAAAAUCACGAUUUUCACAUUUUCAAGCUCAAUAUAUUUCUCUUUGUCUUUUAGGUAAGCGCGGUUUAGGGCCUGGAGGCGACUUUUACUGGGAACGUGGAAUAACAGCACAACCUAAUUGGGCGCUGGCGAGCAGAUUACUGGAUUUAAAGCAUGCUCAGGUUAACCUGGGCCUUCGGGAUUUAUUCGGCUUCCUCUGUAAGAAAAGGGUAGAAUUCUGGUUUCUUAAAGACACGGAAUGUCACUACAGUAUGGCAAGGUGGAAGGGAAAUGAUAGAAACAGAAUAAUGUGCGUCAAACAGCCGUAUGUCACCGACCCUUGUGAUGUAUAUGUGUGA